Molecule: messenger RNA, 1809 nt
Organism: Osmia lignaria (orchard mason bee)
Lineage: Eukaryota; Metazoa; Arthropoda; Insecta; Hymenoptera; Megachilidae
Source: RefSeq, a predicted model, not a curated record
CGAGUGCUGCAACGUUGGUGAAACAAGUCAAGGUUUACGACGACGACGCGACGGUCCAUUGACGCACGAUUAAAUAAUAGAAAUAGUAAUCGAAUCGGAUAAGGAUUACGAGAGAAUGGUAAUUUCGCGCGUCAAACGAUUCUCGUAUGUAUGUAGUUGUCCAGUCACCGGGACACGUUCAUUAUGGUUUAUUCAUAAAACGUCCGUCGCGGACGAACGUCUGCUGGCAAAUUUAGACGGUGUGUCGCGUUCGAAGAAUUUCUAUGCGGCUGCCGACGAUCCACCUCGUUUAUUUGCGACUGGCCGAUUUAUCAUGCGAUGGGAUUUCACUGGAUAUCCUUGUAUUAACUCACUUUUUCCUUCCUUCACGAAUAUUCGUACGAAAUUUCAUGUCUUUUCUUCGCGAGUAUACGAUGAGAACCACUGGUAGGCAAGAAUCUGACGGUAAAUUACGAGCUACAACAGUACCUACAUAGGAUGUUGAAUCUGUGCAGGUGGUCGAGCAACAGUCGGAUGUCCGAGACGGGAUGUACGCGAAGAGAUUACAAGAGACAAUCAGUUGGUUUUUCUGCUGGGUUCGAUAACGAAGUUCCAGAGAGGCUGAGACUAGCUGCCGAUUCACCCAUGCGCAGAGAAAUGAUAGAAAAUACGAUAGCUCAGAAACCAUCCAAGUUAUCGAGCGAGGAACACGCUCAACUGACUGAAUUGUUAAUUGCCAAGGACAAUGAACUUAAAGCUACUCUGAAACGAGCAGCCGAACAGGCGAAAAUUAACCUAAAAAUGGAAGCUUUAAGAGCUGAAGUCGAACGUCAAGAUCAAGACAUCCAACAGUUGCAAAGACAAUUGAAAGAAGCUGAACAAAUUCUGGCUACUGCCAUUUACCAAGCGAAACAAAAGUUACAAUCUAUCGCUCGCGCUAAUAAAAGACCAGUUCCAUCGGAAGAGUUGAUCAAAUACGCGCAUAGAAUUAGCGCGUCGAACGCCAUUUGUGCCCCGCUUACAUGGCAACAAGGAGAUCCUAGAAGACCGUACCCUACAGAUAUUGAAAUGAGACUGGGAUACCUUGGAAGAUUAAGCGAUCUUCCUCUGAACGGACAAAUGUUGGGCACCCAUCCUGGCAUAUCGUCGGACUUACACAGAGCUGGACAUCCUGUUGGUGAACCACCUGUAUCGCAAGCUAAUCAAUUUGCGUGGCACCCAUCCGGUGAAAUUCAUAUGUCGGUGAGCGGACAAGGAAGCGUUGCGAUGAACACGCAUAAACAAGAAACAGAAGACGUUGAAGUUAUGUCCACCGAUUCCUCGAGUAGUUCGUCUAGUGAUUCACAGUGAGCGUUGUUUGUUUACUGACCAUGGAGAAAAUUUAUUAGUAAGCAGCCAGUGGAAAUAUGGUAGGUGAAAUAAAUUUUCUUUUUAAUAAGUAACACCAGAUUCGAAAACAUAAUUUUAUUAUCAAUUGAAUGUUCUUUUUUUUUUUUUUUUUCAUCAAUUUAAGAAAUUAUAGAAAUGAAAAAAGACAAAUGAAAUUUCUCGUAUUUUCUUGUUAUUAUAAACUAUUCUGUCAGAAUAUUUCGUUACUUGUUGAAAUUGCUAAACGGAUCCAAGUAAAAUAUGUGGUAAAAAAUGAUGUAAAAUCCGAUGUAUGUAAUACGCUUCGGAAUUGGCCUGUAAUAAUUAUUUUUUGUAUUUAUGGAAGUAUACAUUAGAAAAGAAAUGUAUUUUCUUACCGCACGUUUACUCUGCAACUUACCAAUUGAACGUUAUCUUUGAAAUUCGUUUUUUGAAAUAAAACAUUUUCAUCGAUGCAAAUGA